Acanthoscelides obtectus is the source of this 528-nucleotide messenger RNA. Lineage: Eukaryota; Metazoa; Arthropoda; Insecta; Coleoptera; Chrysomelidae. The record is from the annotation of a GenBank genome assembly.
AUGUUCCUUGUCAUUUCGGGGGCACCGUGAACGUCAAGAUGAUUUUAGUGGGAAUUUUUGUUGAGUUUUUUUCCAGUUAAAAGAUCAUUCUGCUGGAGGAAUGACUCAAGAAGUUUUAAAUAUACUAAAAAAUCUAGAUAUUCCCAUUGAAAAAUGUUAUGGGCAAGGCUACGAUGGAACCAGUGUAAUGAGUGGGGCUUAUAAUGGAGUUAACUUCGCCUCAAAGGUCCUUCAAAAGAAAAAUAUUGAUUUAAGUGAAUCUGUGACUGUUUUAGAACAAGUAGAAAAGAACCUUACUGAAUUAAGAUCUUCUUAUGAAUGAAAUUUUAAUGAUUGAAGCUACGGAACUGGCUAACAAAUGGAAUAUUCAACCGGAAUUCAGGCAAAGGCGUCAACCUAAAGUUAAAAAACACUUUGACGAACUCUUAAGUGAUUACAGAUUUAAUAAUACUAAAAUUUUAUUUAAAAUAAAUGUUUUUUAAUGUUGUUACGGACCGUGUUCUGACACAGAUUUCUCAUAGAUUUAGG